Saccoglossus kowalevskii is the source of this 1503-nucleotide messenger RNA. Its product is annotated as muscle M-line assembly protein unc-89-like. The record is from RefSeq and is a predicted model, not a curated record. Lineage: Eukaryota; Metazoa; Hemichordata; Enteropneusta; Harrimaniidae.
AUGGCUCAAGAAACCACAUAUCCAUAUACUAUGCAAGAAAUUACUCAUAGACCUUCCAUUGAAGCUGAAACACCCAGAAAACGUGCCUUGGCAACCCAGGCACAGCACCCAGAAAUCAGGAGGAUGGACAUUAAAAUUGCAUCAGUGAAAACUCCCCCCAGAUAUUUAGAUGAGAGAAAUAGAAAACUCAAGGAUGUUCCUGCCCAAGUAAGACACUGUACGUCAAGAGAUAUCACGUUAGGAUUAUCACGAGAUGAGAAAUAUGAUCAUUGGACUGAAGAAUCUCCAGACGGUGUAACAACCACAACCAGAACAGCACGACAAGUGAUCCAGAUGUCAUCAUCAACUACUGUUGCACCUCGUGAAGAUGUUGCUGGUGAAACAGAAAUUAUAACUGUCGAUCAAAUAGACAGUGAAUUUGUUGGUGAGAAACUAAUUGAAAAACCUCUCCCUAAAGGACAAAAGAUUCCACCUAAGGUUGCUGAAAAGCCAAAAGGAAGAGGCAAGCGAAUUGAUUCGCUUGAUAAACCAAUAAAAACGGAAUCGCCCUCUAAGUUGAGAAGAACAGAGUCUCCAGAAAAGAAGAAAUCUGAGUCUCCAGGUAGGAAGAAAACUGAGUCUCCUGAAAAGAAGAAACCUGAGUCUCCAAAAUCAAGAGUAAGCAAACUUACUAUAAAACCAGAAUCACCUACAAAAGGCAAGAAAGCUGAGUCUACAGAGAAGAAACCUUCAUCACCAAUUACAACAAGACAAGAAGCAAAAGUUGUACUACAAUCUCCAAAAUCAAAGUACACAUCUGAACUUCCACAAUCUCCUGGUAAAGUUACAAUACCCAGUGAUAAAAAACCGGAUUCUCCAACUAAAAAGAAAAAACAACCACCUAAAGCUGCUCCAAAGCCGACUAAGAAAGUUAAAGAACCUGAAGUGAUACUUGAUGAAAGUCCAGCUGUGAAACAAACUGAGAUCACUUCACCACUAAAGGAAUCUUUAACUGGAGAUGUCUCACAAUUAGAGGUGACAGAUCUUCAUACAGAUGGCAAACAACCAGAACAGAUUUCACAGACCCCUGAUAGCGGCGUUGAUCCAGCAUCUCCCAAAUCACCAGAAGUGCCUAUUAGACGUCCUCUUAGUCCAGGAGAGAAAGAAUUUACAAUCACAACUCGGAGUACAAAACAAAGUCCAGAUGAUAAAUCACUCACUGAAAUUCAGGAAAUUAAAACAGUGGAGUAUGAAGAACCUAUUGAUAAACCUGCAACACCAACAUAUGUUAGUCCUGAGUUUGAACAUAAGGUACCACAGCAGCCCUAUGAAGAAACUAUCACAACUGAAAUUGUUGAAAGGUCAAGUCUUGAUGAUGCAGGAUCUAGACCUCUUUCCCUUAUGUUGGAGGAUUUUGAUAGUACUGAUGAGCCACACAGAACACCUGAUGAUAUGAAGAAAAUCACACAUGAAGACAAAUUUUUAAGAAAUUUACAAAGACACCAUCAUAUGAUGAGUCAGUGA